This is a messenger RNA of Hyposmocoma kahamanoa, 781 nucleotides long. Its product is annotated as zinc finger protein 728-like. Lineage: Eukaryota; Metazoa; Arthropoda; Insecta; Lepidoptera; Cosmopterigidae. The annotation marks the transcript as partial. Gene Ontology annotation, cellular component: nucleus. The transcript is spliced from 7 exons. The record is from RefSeq and is a predicted model, not a curated record.
AAUUAACGCAAAUUAUGAAAACGUAAGUGAAAAGUCUCUACAAAACGGAAAGAUUGAAGAGAGGCAGGAUCCUAGUGUCGAAAGUACAAAACUCGAGCAACCAUCCUUUCCGUGUGAAUACUGCGCAAAAUCGUUCAAAUGGAAGACAUCUCUUCGUAAACACCUGGAAACUCAUAGGAUUGAAACCGGACAGAAGAGGAAGCCCUACUGCGAACCGUGCAAGUUAUCAUUCACGACAACGUCUAAUCUACAAAAGCAUGUCAAGACCAGUUCGAAGCACCAAAUUCAAUUGAAACUCAGAAAACUUGAAACGUCUAUAUCGUCAGAGAAACAAGCAUCGGAAAUUGAACAAAUUAAAGAAUCUGUAGUACGCCGCAAACAGCAAUACGGGUGUGGCCAAUGCGGCAAGCAUUUCCAGUGGAGGGGCAAUUUGUUGCGACAUUUGAAUAGUCACGCUGCCAGAGCCAAAGGCGAGCUAGUCUGUGAGCCAUGCGGACGAACAUUUUCAUCCAUAGCGACGUACAAACAACACAUGCAAUCUAGCAGGAAACAUGUCUCUGAGAACGAUUUUAAGUACAUGUGCAGCGAAUGCGGCAAGAAGUUUGCCAACAAAACACGUCUCAAGGACCAUGUGGACUGGGAACAUCUUAAGAAUUACGUACACAAGUGUACCGUGUGUCAAAAGUGCGGCGGCGAUUUCGGCGUAUGGCGCGCAGCGAAUAUGCCGCGGCAUGCCGCAGCAUGCCGCAACGCGCUUCGGCAUGCCGUGCCGUGCCGCGAC